AUGCUGCGUCGUCGACGCCUUUCUGCGGCAAGGCCGUCUAGAACUACAGCUCAUCAGGAUCAAGUUGAAGAAAGACCACAAAGGGGACGGCGACACCAGGGUGAAUUUUGGCAACCGGGAUCAUCUACAACCAGAUCUCUCAGGCGCUGGUUUCUCCCAGGAACAACACGUGACCAAAAUCUUGCAGCUUGCUUCGAGGGUUUGUCAUUGAGAACACGCCAGUAUUAAGCUGAGCUGCGUCUCUGGUGCCCCUCCCGCCGGCUCCCCUGUAAAUCUUCUAAUACAUAAAGGGUGUACUUCACUAUGCAUGAAAAAUAUCUCAUCUCGCGUCACUUCGUCACUCCACUAAAACGCCACUCAGUCUCGCUUAUAACCGUUCUGGCACUUAUGUCACGCUUAACAUGCUAAUACAUAGGGAACUGGAAGCUCGACUCAGAUUUUUUUAUCAGAUUGGCAUUCGGAGUUGUUCGCAAAUGAACACUUGUGUCUCAACAUGAAGAUUGCAGAGGAGCUCUAUUGAUUGAUAGAUCUGUAGACGAUGGAGCUGACCCUGACGCAAGAACGCGAAGAUCUUGA
Amoebophrya sp. A25 is the source of this 576-nucleotide messenger RNA. The record is from the annotation of a GenBank genome assembly. NCBI's taxonomy places the organism in Eukaryota, Dinophyceae, Syndiniales, Amoebophryaceae.